This is a messenger RNA of Lathyrus sativus (Indian pea), 1662 nucleotides long. Lineage: Eukaryota; Viridiplantae; Streptophyta; Magnoliopsida; Fabales; Fabaceae. The record is from the annotation of a GenBank genome assembly.
AUGGCUAUGAAAAGCUUCAAUAGAACUGAACGAGUCAUUGGGACAACAUGCAUCUUUUGGCUCCAAGGAAGAUGCAACAGAAACCCGUGUAAGUUUCUGCACAGUGAAACACCAUCAAUUCUGUCAACUGGUUCUUGUAGAGAUGAUACUGCAUUAUAUCAUAAUGCAAGGAAGCGUUGUCAUAUAUCUUCUGAGUCUGCGAAAACGGUCUCACGUAGAAAAACAGGAAAUGACAUGUUGCCUCCCAAGCAUACUACUAAGAAUAAGGUCUGGAAUAGAAAUCUCCCCAAGCAUACUACUAAGAAGGUCUUGAAUAGAAAUAUGGGAGAUGAAGUUCCUCAAAAGCAUACUACUAAGAAGGUCUUGAAUAGAAAUAUGGGAGAUGAAGUUCCUCAAAAGCAUACUACUAAAAAUAUGGGCGAUGAAGUUCCUCAAAAGCAUACUACUAAAAAUAUGGGAGAUGAAGUUCCUCAAAAGCAUACUACUAAAAAUAUGGGAGAUGAAGUUCCUCAAAAGCAUACUACUAAAAAUAUGGGAGAUGAAGUUCCUCAAAAGCAUACUACUAAAAAUAUGGGAGAUGAAGUUCCUCAAAAGCAUACUACUAAGAAGGUCUUGAAUAGAAAUAUGGGAGAUGAGAGAGAAAGGACACAAGUUCCUCAAAAGACUUCAAUAAGUAUCUGCAAAUAUUGGAUGAAUGACAACUGUGUUCAUGGUGAUCAGUGCCGGAAUUUACAUUCAUGGUCUUAUGGCGAUGGGUUUGCCACAUUAGCAAAGCUUCAAGGACACAAGAAGCUUGUCACCGGAAUUGCACUUCCAAAUGGAUCAGAAAUACUAUAUUCUGGCAGCACUGACGGGACACUUCGGUCAUGGGACUGCCAUACCGGUCAAUGCGCCAAUGUGAUGAAUCUUGGUGCCGAAGCUACCUCUUUGAUUAGUGAAGGCCCAUGGAUUUUUGUUGGUCUUCCUAACACUGUCAAGGCCUGGAAUACUGAGACUGCUUCACAGUUUACACUUGAUGGACCUAAGGGACGAGUACUUUCCAUGACUGUUGGCAACGAUACACUCUUAGCUGGAGCAGAGGAUGGUGUAAUUUCUGCAUGGAAAGGCAGCUCUAAAUCCAAUUCCCCUUUUGAACUGGUUGCAUCCCUACGCGGUCACACUAAAUCUGUAGUUUGCCUGAUUGUUGGGGUUGUCAAGAUGCUGUUCUCAGGAUCCAAGGAUCAAAGCAUUAAGGUUUGGGACCUAGACACAUUUGAAUGUAAAAUGACACUCAAUGCGCAUACAGACGAAGUCACAUCCCUUCUUUGUUGGGACAAUUUCUUGUUAUCCGGUUCAUCAGACUGCACUAUCAAGGUCUGGUAUAAAACCGAGGCAGAAACUUUGGAAGUUGCAUAUUCACACAAAUUAGAAAAUGGUGUGGUUGCACUCUCUGGGAUGACUGAUCCAAAGAUUAAGCCUAUAUUGUUCUGCUCUACUAGAGACAAUUCAGUUCGCCUCUAUGAAUUGCCAUCAUUUGCUGAGAGGGGUAGAUUGUUUGCUAAGCAAGAAGUUGGGUUAAUCGAUAUUGCUCCUGAUGGACUCUUCUUCACUGGAGACAGAACUGGACUGCUGACUGUCUGGAAAUGGGAAGAGCCCAAGGUUGAAGUUGUAGCAUCCUCUUGA